GAACCACUGUUGAGAACAUCCUGGAGUAAAUUGUACAAAGUGUUUCUCAUACAGGUCAGGUUGCUGUGAUGGCGGUGAAGCUGCAAGGCUUUGAGUUCUGGAAGACCACGCUGAGGGGGGCGCGUUACGUCGUUGCACCCAUGGUGGACCAGAGCGAACUGGCCUGGCGUCUACUGAGCCGUCGCCAUGGCGCCGAGCUGUGCUACACGCCCAUGCUGCACGCGCAGGUGUUUGUACGCGACGCCAACUACAGGAAAGACAACCUGUACAGCGAAGUCUGCCCCGAAGACAGGCCGCUUAUUACACAGUUCUGUGCCAACGACCCAGAGGUGUUUGUCCAGGCAUGUCUACUGGCUCAGGACUACUGUGAUGCUAUCGAUCUCAACCUGGGAUGCCCACAGAUGAUCGCCAAGAGAGGGCACUACGGAGUCUUCCUACAGGAUGAGUGGGAGCUGCUGGAGAAGAUGGUGAAGCUAGCCAAUGAGAAGAUCUCUGUUCCCAUCACCUGUAAGAUCCGUGUGUUUAACAAGAUGGAGGAGACUGUUCAGUACGCUCAGAUGCUGGAGAAGGCUGGCUGCCAGCUGCUGACCGUCCACGGUCGGACCAAGGACCAGAAAGGACCUGCGACAGGCAUCGCUAGCUGGGAACACAUCAAGGCUGUACGGAACGCUGUUAACAUCCCUGUGUUCGCUAACGGUAACAUCCAACACCUGAGUGAUGUGAAGCAGUGUAUGGAGGAGACUGGAGUACAGGGGGUGAUGAGUGCAGAGGGGAACCUCCAUAACCCAGCUCUGUUUGAGGGUCACAGCCCUCCUGUAUGGGAGAUGGCUGAGGAGUAUCUAGAGGUGGUCAGUCAGUACCCUCCCUGUACCCUGUCCUAUGUCCGAGCACACCUCUUCAAGCUCUGGCACCACACGCUGCAGAUCCACAAGGACCUGAGAGAGGAGCUGGCCAAGGUGAAGAACCUGCAGGGGCUGACAGAGGUCAGCAGACAACUCAGACUACGCUGCCAGGAGGAGAGUAGCCAAUGGAGGCGGGAGGCGGGGCAGGUGGUUGGGCUGCCAUUCCCUCAUUGGAUCUGCCAGCCGUACGUCAGACCAGUGCCGAAGGCUCGGUUGCUAACAGCAACGGUACCCAGGAAGGCAGGGUGUCCUAAGAGGCGUUGUCACAAGGACUCGGACGGGCGUGCGAUGCCCUCUCCAAAAACAAACAGAAGAAAGAAAGCCAGAAACCCCACAAGAACUUCUGUCACGAGCAGAAGCCAAAGUACAUCAAGUGUGAGCAGUGUGGAAAUCCAAAGCAACCUCUUCACCCUGUUCCUCCUCUUCACCCUGUUCCUCAUUGCCAUGUGUCGCAACCUCUUCACCCUGUUCCUCAUUGCCAUGUGUAGCAACCUCUUCACCCUGUUCCUCAUUACCAUGU
Molecule: messenger RNA, 1422 nt
Organism: Oncorhynchus nerka (sockeye salmon)
Lineage: Eukaryota; Metazoa; Chordata; Actinopteri; Salmoniformes; Salmonidae
Product: tRNA-dihydrouridine(16/17) synthase [NAD(P)(+)]-like
Exons: 13
Molecular function (GO): tRNA dihydrouridine synthase activity
Source: RefSeq, a predicted model, not a curated record